CCCUUGGGCGGGCAUUUCUCAGCCUUCUUCCUCCCAGGGCUUAGCUCUCCAUGGCCUCCUCAGGCUGGCCAGGCUUGGCCCGGGGUCCCCAGGGGGAGAAGAAGGCCUUGGCCCGGGCUCUAAGGGCACUAGGGCAUCUGGAAUCUAUCCUGUGCCGAGCCCCCCACCUGGAUUCCAGCCCCCCCUCCUUGCCUGACCUGCUCCCACAGAUGGCCAGGCUGCUGCAGCAGGUGGCUGAGGCCAGGAAGCAGGCGGCAGGAGGGCUCCAGGAGCCCGGGGGGGCCGCUGAUUUCCUAGCUGGCUUCCUCACCAACCUGGGCCAGAAGGUGCAGCAGGCAGCCAUCCUCUUCCCUGCAGGGGACAAGGCCCUCUGGGAGGGCCCUAGCCACAGGAGGCAGCUGACCAAGCUGGCCCUGAUCUUCAGUCACAUGCUCACAGAGCUCAGAGCCCUCUUCCCUGACGGUCGCUACUACGGACACACGUACCAGCUUAGCAAACCCCAGGCUCAGGAAUUUUGGAGAGAGAAGUGUGGAAAGAGGUGUGUGGUUCCAUGGGAAGAAUUUGAGAAACUUCUGAGCUCCUGCCACCCUGUGGUGCCUGGUCCUAUGGCCCAGGCCCUGAAAUCCACCAUCGACUUAACCGUCAGCGGCCAUGUGUCCAUCUUUGAGUUUGACGUCUUCACCCGCCUUUUCCAGCCCUGGUCCUCUCUCCUCAAGAACUGGACCCUCUUGGCUGUUACUCACCCCGGCUACAUGGCCUUCAUCACCUAUGCAGAGGUGAAGGCCCGCCUGCAGAACUACCUGGACAAGCCUGGCAGCUACAUCUUUCGCUUGAGCUGCACCCGCCUAGGUCAGUGGGCCAUUGGCUACGUGAGCAAAGACGGCCAGGUCCUGCAGACGAUCCCUCUGAACAGGCCACUUUUCCAGGCCCUGAGAGAAGGCCAGAAGAAAGGCUUUUACCUCUAUCCCGAUGGGAGGAAUGUGAAUCCAGACCUGUCUGAGCUGGCAGAAAUAAAGGACCACAGACACAUUGAGGUCUCACAGGAACAAUUCCAGCUUUACUGCACCAUGAACUCCACCUUUGAACUGUGCAAGAUCUGCGCAGAGCGGGACAAAGACACAAGGCUGAAGCCCUGUGGCCACCUCAUGUGCUACCCCUGCCUGGAUGGCUGGCAGAAAUCCCCAGGCCGCACCUGCCCCUUCUGCCGAUGUGUGAUUCAGGGAUGGGAGUCUGUGACCAUCCAGCCUUUCCCUGGGGAUUCAGGAGACCAGGAAGACAAGGAGACCUCAGUUAAGGUAUGUCCCAGGAAUCCCCCUCUUGGGGCUCCCCCCUUGCCCCCAAGGCCUAACCUGCCCCCUAGGAGAGAUGGGGACCGUAAAUUGGUCCCAACUAGAGCCCAGGACCCUGACGACUCAGAGCCCAGGGAGCCUCAUCCAGGAAAUGAGAGGCUUGGACCAGAAUGACCUCUGAGGUCCCUACCCCCUCUAAAAAUCAAUGAGUCUGUAAGGCCAGGAACCAGGCAGAAAUCCGAGACCAGGCAGGAUUUGGAGCUCAGAACCCAGCAUGAGAGAGGAAAAAAAUCUCCCAGUCCAGUCAGUACACAAUGACUAAAGAAAUUCCAAAGCCCCAACCUAGCCAGAGUGAGUAUCAACCUAAGUCAGAGACCAGCCAGAAACUAGACCCUAGAUAAAAUCCACAGCCCAGGCAGAACACAGGGACUAGAGCCCAGGCCCAGAGGCCAGGCAGAACCGAAAGCCUGCAAGACCCAGAACAUGGAGGCCCGGCAAAAUUCAGAGAGAACUCAAAGCCCAGGCAAAGAGAGCUCACAGUGCAGAGCCCAGGCAGAGUCCAGAGCCCAAAGAGAACUCCAAACCCAGAUGACCUAGAACAGACUGCAGAGACCAAGACACCAGAACUCAGAAGUUGGACUCCAGAAAGUCAAUUCACUGAAAGUCCUUGAUGUAAGAGUGGGAGAGGCUGUGAUAAGCAAUUAAAUACACGAGAAAGGA
This is a messenger RNA of Vombatus ursinus (common wombat), 2009 nucleotides long. It is a transcript of the gene CBLC, whose product is annotated as Cbl proto-oncogene C. Gene Ontology annotation, molecular function: SH3 domain binding; phosphotyrosine residue binding; ubiquitin protein ligase activity. Gene Ontology annotation, biological process: cell surface receptor signaling pathway; negative regulation of epidermal growth factor-activated receptor activity. The record is from RefSeq and is a predicted model, not a curated record. The transcript is spliced from 10 exons. NCBI's taxonomy places the organism in Eukaryota, Metazoa, Chordata, Mammalia, Diprotodontia, Vombatidae. Bases 51 to 1463 code for a protein of 470 amino acids. Gene Ontology annotation, cellular component: plasma membrane; membrane raft.